Tilletiaria anomala UBC 951 is the source of this 1536-nucleotide messenger RNA. RefSeq lists its product as uncharacterized. Lineage: Eukaryota; Fungi; Basidiomycota; Exobasidiomycetes; Georgefischeriales; Tilletiariaceae. Bases 377 to 1444 code for a protein of 355 amino acids. The transcript has 2 exons. The record is from RefSeq and is a predicted model, not a curated record.
AUCAACUGGCAGCAGAGGAGUCUCUCCCCCGAUUAUGCAUCAUGAGGCACAUGUGCAUUGUGCAGUUAUGGUUACGCUAGAUAUAAGCCUAGCUGCCGCUGGAGUUUGGACCGCAUGCGGCCCCCACCCUUACCAUUCGAUCCUCAGCUCGCUCCAGGUGACUUGAACCGUGAUGGGAUUUCAACGCCGCUCCCAGCUUGUCCAAGUUUGUAUAUACUCUUUCUAUUGCCCAUGGGCUCCUUUCCCUUGCUGUUGACAUCCAUCCCCUUUCAGCUUCUCGUAUUAAACCGCCUGAAUUGCGAUCGACCUCGGCCUGCUCGCCUGCAAGCAUCGCAAGGUCGUCGAGCCUUCGUGGCUCACUAGCAGCCCUGCAACCAUGCCGUCUGCGCUGCUCCACGGGCGCACCUUGACGCACACCGUCAAGAAAGCCUGUGACAUCUUCGCCGAUCCCAAAUGGGGCUUUUCUGACACGGCGGUUCCAUCACAAGUGAUGCGGUGGUCCACUCGCCCCGGUCUGUUCCGCUGCCGUAUGCGCCGGAACAAGGAUGGCACGAGGGCUGCAUUCGAAGUGCGGCUGCAGGAGAGAAAGCUGAGCAAGUGCCCAGAGAAAGUCAAGGUGAUCGUCUACCCCAUCCACUUGGACGCAAAAGGAAACCGCAUCACGGACAUGCUCGGAGUGGACGGGCAUUUCAAGGUCGAGAGCCGUGCGCUCGAAGACCCGGUAAUGCUUCCGAUCAUUGUGGAACUCAAAGAUCCCGAAUGCACAUCAGUCAUGAUCUCAGUCAGCAGACUGCGUGAGGACGGUGCGUAUGAGGUCGACUUGGGACGCUUUGUCUGGUAUUUUGGUGAAACAGCGACAAAUGGUCCGCGUCCGAUGUGGCAGCCUCGCGAUAUCAAAGGAAUCAUCCCACGCCCUUCCUAUGCAUCUUCCCUCUACAGCGGCACUAGUGACUCCGCUUCAUCGUUCGAGGUUAACAACACCGACCUCAGCGAUACUGUACGCUCCAAAAGGAUCAGGAGGAUCGCGAGCAAAGCCUGGAGAAUUACAAAGAACGUCCUCGGCACUCCGCCGGGAGCUGGGCUCGGCCCUGAGUAUGCUCCAGAGCGGUACGACGCUACCCACUAUACAAGGGUUGAUCCCACAGGCUUCAUGACGAGCCCGACGAUGGACCCUCUGGUCUAUCCUGGCACGAGCCGCGCAAGACAGAGUGCUCGAUGCACCGGCGCGCAAUCGCUCCUCGUGCUGGACGGCGGGCGGAUGGCCCAUACACCCGCGGAUGGCAGCAUUGCGACUCGGCGAGAUACAAAGCUGUUAUUGAGCUCCGAGGAUGGUUCGCACAUGAGCAGCUUGAACCGUAAUCCAGCAGGAUGCGCGGUCAGCCUGGCGCAUACUAACAUAUAUGGUGACGCUGGGAACACACGUUGCCUCAUCCACGCGCAUUGAUACGGCUGAAAUAUGCCUGGAAAUUCUUAUGGUGCUGUCUCAUUCUUUUUUCACAUUCCAACACUCGUGGUGCUUUGCAAUACAUGCUCUCG